Molecule: messenger RNA, 1334 nt
Organism: Setaria italica (foxtail millet)
Lineage: Eukaryota; Viridiplantae; Streptophyta; Magnoliopsida; Poales; Poaceae
Exons: 1
Coding region: 18-1334 (438 amino acids)
Molecular function (GO): protein binding
Source: RefSeq, a predicted model, not a curated record
CUAACCCCAAAUCCGAAAUGGAGAAAGAGAGGGCGCGGCAUAGCAAGGAGCAGAUGCCGGCGACGAAGUUGCCGACCACCGUGAAUGACGUCCCCAAUCACCUUCUCAAGCUCAUCUUCGGCCGCCUGGAUUCACAUGUGUCCUUCCUCCGUGCAGCGGCUGUGUGCACACGGUGGCGCCAUAUUGCCUCCUCCCACGGCAUGAGGUACCGUGAUUGCAACUACCAUGAUUUUUCUACCACCAUAGGCCACUACCACGUCGUCGACCCGUCUUUCUCCCCGGAGCCAAGGUCAUCGCAGGCGCAGCGCCGCCACCGUGUUGUGUUCAUCCCCGCCUUGCCGUCCAUCGACGUCCGCCACUUCACCCUCGACUUCUUGCCCAGUGGCCCUGGCAGCCGUCCCUGGCAGCUGGUCGACGGCUACGGCAGUCUUCUGCUCCUCACCAACCAGCGGCAUAGCUCCUUCCCAGACAUUGUAGUAUGCGAGCCCAUCUCGCGACGCUAUUUCAAGAUCAAGCCAAUCAAAGACAUGAAGUACUGCCACUGCCUCGGCGUCUUCCUCAACCGUAGAUACAAUGUCUCGAGCAUGUCCAGCUUCACUUUGACUUGCAUGGUGUACCAGCGUUCCACCGGAAUUGCAGAUGGAGUAAGUUAUGUGACGGCCCACGUCUACACCCACGGGCCACCUUGGUCUAGACGAUGGAGACAUGGAUGGAGCACGUCGCGCCAUGCGAUGUCCGGCGGCAUCCACAUCCGGGGUGCCGAGUCUGUCCACUAUGCAGGGCGCUCUAAAGGAUCUAUCUUCUGGGGAAUCGAAGAUGAUGGAUCUGUCUUCUCUGGAGAAGAGGGCACUGGAGUGCUCUCGCACUUCCAUCUACCUGAGAAUGUGCGGGGAUCACAACACAGAUCGACUUUCCGGUUCAUCGAUGACGGCGUCGACAACUUAGUGCGUGUUAUCAGCCUGAUCGGCAAGGAUCUUAGGGUGUUCCUCAAGAAAGAGCACAACAAUGGUGGCAGCGAUUGGGUGCUUGUCAGGAGCCUGCACCUGCCGGAGGCGACCCUUGGGUUCCCGGGGUACAAGGAGUGCUUCUUCAGCCACACCGCGAAGAUUGUCACAGCGGGCAAGGGGUAUGUGGUGCUGACUCCAGUGGAGGAGACAUGGUUGUUCUCUGUCGAGCUCGGAACCAUGCAGGUGGAGCGUGACCACAUCCGGAAUAAGCUCGCCGGCGAGGUCUAUCCACAUGAACUGUGGUUACAGCCAAAGGUGUCAGCAUGUGUACUCCGGUGUAAGAGAGGUCGUGAUGGUCCAUGCUAUGACAUGUGCAAGUGCAAAUAG